Molecule: messenger RNA, 525 nt
Organism: Ostreobium quekettii
Lineage: Eukaryota; Viridiplantae; Chlorophyta; Ulvophyceae; Bryopsidales; Ostreobiaceae
Source: the annotation of a GenBank genome assembly
AUGAGGAGCGGCAGGCGAGCAGAAUCAGCCAAAAGAAUGGGCGACGCGUUCGAUGGGGCGACCGACGGCGACGCGGAGCGCCCGCCCCCGAGGCGCGCCCGCCCUCGGACGGCGCCCACUGGCAGCGCCUCAGCGGCAGGCCCGGACACCGCCCGACCUGCGAGCUUCAUCCGGAACAUGAUUUCUCCGGCGUCGUCGACAGUUUCGACUCCGAGAUGUCGGAGGGUGUCGGCGGCGAACCCCGGCGCGGACCGGAGCCACAGGAAGGCGCCGGUGCCGCGCAGGGCGUGCCCCAGGGUCGACAGCCGCAGGCGACCUCGCGGCGCGCCGUGUCCCGGGCGGGAUCGAGGCGGGGCAGAAGUUGGGAGCGAGGGCGGUGCCCGAAGAGGGUGCAACGAAGGGGGGCUGGCGCGGAUGGGGUCUGCGUGGACAAGCCAUCGCUGCGAGGCUCGCCAUUUCCCAAAGCUGUUGGAGGACCUUGAGGACGAGCCUCUUAGCGGCUGGCGCACCCACGACUUGUUGUGA